Messenger RNA from Salarias fasciatus (jewelled blenny), 1626 nucleotides. Its product is annotated as solute carrier family 22 member 13-like. Gene Ontology annotation, biological process: transmembrane transport. Gene Ontology annotation, molecular function: transmembrane transporter activity. Gene Ontology annotation, cellular component: membrane. Bases 1 to 1626 code for a protein of 541 amino acids. Lineage: Eukaryota; Metazoa; Chordata; Actinopteri; Blenniiformes; Blenniidae. The record is from RefSeq and is a predicted model, not a curated record. The transcript is spliced from 10 exons.
AUGGCUGAAUUUGGAGAAAUUCUCCAGAAUAUUGGAGAUUUUGGACGUUUCCAGAAGAUCAUCCUCUUUGCUCUCUGCUUUCCAAAUGUCAUCAUGUCCUUCCUGUUUGCCAGUGUGUAUUUCACUGAAUCAGAUCCAGACAGACACUGUAACACAGACUGGAUCCUCGGGGUCAGUCCCAACCUGACUGCCGAGGAGCGGCUGAACCUCACUGUGCCCCGGGAGGAGGACGGGUCCUUCAGCAGGUGUCGGAUGUUCGAACCGGUGGACUGGGACAUCGAAGCUAUCAGGAAGUACGGGCUGAACGAGACCGCCGGCUGCCGGAAUGGAUGGCAGUACAACAGCCUGCUCUAUGAGUCCACCAUCGUCACGGAUUUUGAUUUAGUCUGUGACAAGGCCAACAUGGUGCAAGUGGCACAAACAGUAUUUAUGGCCGGUGUCGUCGCUGGCUGCCUCUUAUUCGGACCAUUUGCUGAAUCGUUUGGUCGUAAACGAGCCACUCAGAUCCCACUUUUCAUCACAGUCAUAUUUGCAUUGACAACUGCACUGUGUCCCAACUUCUACUUGUAUUUGGCCUCCCAGUUCAUGGUUGGGAUCGGCUAUGGAGGAUUUCGACUCAACUGCAUCAUUCUGGCCACUGAGUGGAUCGGGGUGUCCAAGAGGUCGUGGGGGGCGUGUAUCACGCAGCUGUGUGGCGCGUUGGGACAGAGCCUCCUGGCCGGGAUGAUUUACCUGGUCAGAAACUGGAGACUGUCUCAGCUCAUCACAGCAGCUUUGCACGGGGUGGUCGCUCUCUACAUAUGGUUCAUUCCAGAGUCGGCCAGGUGGCUGCUGGAUUCAGGAAGGACAGAAGAGGCAAAACAGUUGAUUAAAAGAGUGGCAGCCAUCAAUAGACGCACUGUCCCAGAGUCUCUGCUGGAAAAGAUUGUUGUAAAGGAAAAAAAGGAAAAGAGAGGCAUCAUAAUUCUUAUGCAAUCGUCUGUACUUAGGAAAUAUUUCUUUGCCGUAAUAUUGGGAUGGUUUUCAUUGAAUAUUGCUUACUUCUGCCUUUCUUUUAAUGUGGGAAAAUUUGGCCUGAGCAUCUUCUUGACGCAGGCUGUGUUUGGCUUGAGCGAAUUGCCGGCACAUGUUCUCUGCAUUUGGCUGUUGGAAGUGUUGGGGAGAAAAGUCUCUCUCAUAUCGACUCUUCUGAUUUCUGGACUGUUGUGCUUGUUACUCCUAGCCUUCCCUGAAGGCAAUGCUGUGGCUGUUACAAUACUAGCAACAUUAGGACGCAUCUUCAGUAACUGGGCAGGAUCCGUGUGCGGCGUGUAUGUUCAAGAACUCUUCCCAACGUCUUUUCGACAAACAGCGUCUGGUUUGGGCUCCAUCGCGAGCCGAGUGGGCGGGCUGCUGUCUCCACUGCUCAACAUGCUGGCCGUGUACCACUGGUCCAUCCCCACCAUCGUCUUCGGCUCCCUGUCACUCAUCAGCGGAGGUUUCAGCUUCGUGCUGCCUGAGACCAGAAGGAAAGAGCUUCCUGACACGACCGACGAGGCCGAAGACAACAGAUAUAAGAUGCCAAUGAAGACCGAAAACAUGUUCAAGGAGUUGGACAUACGCCCAGGACAAUCAACCAGGCUGUAG